AUGACAUCGACAGUGGGCUUGUUUUUCGGUCCGUUAGCGAACACCCUAGCCACCAGGUUCGGUUCCAGACCCGUUGUCAUGGCUGGGGGCAUCGUCACUUCAAUUGGAUUCUUCGCUACCGCAUUAGCUCCAAAUAUCUAUGUGUUAUUUGUGACUUAUGGAUUUCUGAUCGGUUUUGGGUUUUCUCUCGCCAUAAGCCCUAUGAUGGUAAUUCCUGUGUAUUACUUCAAAGAGAGGCCCAGUCUCGCCAUUGGUUUGGCAUACACGGGGACAGGCAUUGGUGGAAUUGUGCUACCGAUUCUCCUCCAAUAUCUCGCCGAGGCCUACAGUUGGCGAGGAGCCGCUAUCGUGAUGAGUGCCGCGAGUUUGAACAUCUGUGUUUGUGGCGCUGUGGUCAGGCCUUUGCAGGAGCACGAAGUGUACGAUGGGUCGAGCGAAGAAGAUAUUGAUGUAGCAUUUCUCAGGGAUCAGGGGAAUGGUGUUACUGAAGAGCUUUGCUUGAACAGGGCGGAGGGAUCUGGCGGAUCCCCCGGUGUAACUCGUAUCAAAUCGGCACCCCAAGAUGGCUCUGCGUUACAUAUAGCAUCGGGACAUCUCAAAUCUGCAGUGGUCGGUGUUGGUAGUUUGAGUAACAGUGAAGGGACGUACGCUCUCACUGCCUGGGGCGGUGGAAGCCUUGCAGGAGCACUAGGUGCUGGAAUCACACUGUUCAAAUUCCCCAAGAUUGACGCCCUAAUAGUCAUCAUCGCUGAAACGACGAUUUGCGGCUGUUCCCUGAUACUUAUUACAUUGGUAUCAUCCGAGUGCUACGCCGUAUUGGUGAUGUGUUUCGUAGUCGGCUUUACUGUUGACCCUCACAACUACCUCAUGCAGUUAGUUCACAAAAGCAUGGCGUUUGGACACAGGUUGGAGUCACCAAUCUUUAAGUGGAGUAGUCCUCACACCGAUGAAUACUGGCACUAUCCGGCUGCGGUAACGAAGGAGUUGAAAGACGAGAGUUUUCGACCAAACAGCAUCAUGAACUGA
Lineus longissimus is the source of this 1026-nucleotide messenger RNA. RefSeq lists its product as uncharacterized. Gene Ontology annotation, molecular function: monocarboxylic acid transmembrane transporter activity. The coding region runs from base 1 to 1026 and encodes 341 amino acids. NCBI's taxonomy places the organism in Eukaryota, Metazoa, Nemertea, Pilidiophora, Heteronemertea, Lineidae. The record is from RefSeq and is a predicted model, not a curated record. Gene Ontology annotation, biological process: transmembrane transport. The transcript has 5 exons. Gene Ontology annotation, cellular component: membrane.